AGAAAGCUACUUAUAUUUGGUAUUCGAUAAUGUUUGUUCUUCUAUCGAUUUUGAUAGCUCUUGUGACAUAUUUACUAUGGUCGCGACGUUCUUUAUACAAAUUAUCUUGGCAGUUACCAGGUCCAUUUGCAUAUCCCAUUAUUGGAAACGCUAUGAAUUUGCAUCCAGAUAAUUUACAUUCAUAUUUGGAUCGAAUUUCAAAGACAUAUGGAAGCCCGAUAAGAUGCUGGCUUGGACCGAUUUUAGUCGUUUUUAUUACGGACGCAGAAAAUGUUGAGAUUAUAAUGAAAUCCAAAGAUUGUCUGAAUAAACCGCAUACAUUUUACAAAAUGGUGAAAGAUGGUCUUGGAGUAGAUGGUCUAGUCACAAUAACAGGUGAAAAGUGGAGAAUCCACAGACGACUUGUCAAUCCAACAUUAAAUCAAUCAGCCAUGAGAAUGCAUCUUCCGGUUUUUAAUGAAAAUAUAAAAAAACAAGUUCUCGGUCUACCUACGAAUGAGUACUUUGAUAUUCUGCCAUCGAUAAUAAAAUGUUACACGAACAUGUUUAUUGAAGCAGCACUUGGUUUGGAUUGGAAACCUGAGGUGAAGCAAAAAUAUUUAGAACAAAAUAUUAAACUCCACGAAAUUCUUGCCGAAAGGUUUCUACAGCCCCUGUUUCAUGUUGAUCUAAUUUGGAAUUUUACCAGAGCAUCUAAACUCCUCAAAGAAUAUGGCCAGUAUACGCGUCAAUUGUGCAAAAAUAUUCUUAAUAAUGAGUCGCGAACAGAUCAAUCAUUCAUUGGAAGACUUUCUAUUGUGUCAAAAAUUAAUCCCAAAUUUACAAAGGAAGAUGUGAUUGCCGAGACAGGAACUAUUCUCAUUAGCGCAUCCGAAACAGCUGCAGCGGCUUCAGCAUUUGUUGCCUUAAUGUUGGCCAUGCAUCCCGAGCACCAAGAAAAAGUAUACCAUGAAAUUACAACCAUAAUCCCAGAUAAAAAUGCUGAUUUUUCACAUGAAGAUCUCAAUAAAUUGGAGUUUACUGACCUGUGUAUCAAGGAAACGUUACGCCUCUUUCCAACAGGUUCAAUAAUUGGCAGAAUUUCAAGUAAAUCUAUAAAACUGAGUAAUAAAGUUGAGGUUCCGCCAAAUGUGCCGCUCAUGUUUGGACUGCGACAACUUCACACUCAAAACAAAUACUUCGGUGCAACGGCAAAUGUGUUCGAUCCGUAUCGUUUUUUGGACGAAAAGAUAAAAAAUCUACCUAGCGCUGCUUAUAUCCCGUUCAGUUAUGGACCGAGAGAUUGUGUUGGCAUUUACUAUGCAAACGCAUCGGUAAAAUGUUUUACAGCACAUC
Messenger RNA from Contarinia nasturtii (swede midge), 1335 nucleotides. Its product is annotated as cytochrome P450 4g15-like. The annotation marks the transcript as partial. NCBI's taxonomy places the organism in Eukaryota, Metazoa, Arthropoda, Insecta, Diptera, Cecidomyiidae. Gene Ontology annotation, molecular function: heme binding; monooxygenase activity; oxidoreductase activity, acting on paired donors, with incorporation or reduction of molecular oxygen. The transcript is spliced from 7 exons. The record is from RefSeq and is a predicted model, not a curated record.